This is a messenger RNA of Meriones unguiculatus (Mongolian gerbil), 4009 nucleotides long. It is a transcript of the gene Ppp6c, whose product is annotated as protein phosphatase 6 catalytic subunit. The transcript has 7 exons. NCBI's taxonomy places the organism in Eukaryota, Metazoa, Chordata, Mammalia, Rodentia, Muridae. The coding region runs from base 110 to 1027 and encodes 305 amino acids. The record is from RefSeq and is a predicted model, not a curated record. Gene Ontology annotation, biological process: peptidyl-serine dephosphorylation; G1/S transition of mitotic cell cycle. Gene Ontology annotation, molecular function: protein serine/threonine phosphatase activity. Gene Ontology annotation, cellular component: cytoplasm.
CACUCACGGGUCGGACGUGACGUAAGGAGGGUUCCGGCUUCGGCCUCCGCCGCUGCCUCCGCUACAAUAGCCGCCGCCGCUGCCGUCGCCGCGGCUUGUUCUUCCUAAAAUGGCGCCGCUGGAUUUGGACAAGUAUGUGGAGAUAGCGCGGCAGUGCAAGUACCUUCCCGAAAACGACCUGAAGCGGCUGUGUGACUAUGUUUGUGAUCUGCUCCUCGAAGAGUCGAAUGUUCAGCCAGUGUCGACGCCAGUAACAGUAUGCGGGGACAUACAUGGGCAGUUUUAUGAUCUUUGUGAACUGUUCAGAACUGGAGGUCAGGUUCCUGACACAAACUACAUAUUUAUGGGUGAUUUUGUAGACAGAGGUUACUAUAGUUUGGAGACCUUCACUUAUCUUCUUGCACUAAAGGCUAAAUGGCCUGAUCGUAUUACACUUUUAAGAGGAAAUCAUGAGAGUAGACAGAUAACACAGGUGUAUGGAUUUUAUGAUGAGUGCCAAACCAAAUAUGGAAAUGCUAAUGCCUGGAGAUACUGUACCAAAGUUUUUGACAUGCUCACAGUAGCAGCUUUAAUAGAUGAGCAGAUUUUGUGUGUUCAUGGCGGCUUAUCUCCUGAUAUCAAAACACUGGAUCAAAUUCGAACUAUUGAACGAAAUCAGGAAAUUCCUCACAAAGGAGCAUUUUGUGACCUGGUGUGGUCAGAUCCUGAAGAUGUAGAUACUUGGGCAAUCAGUCCCAGAGGAGCAGGUUGGCUUUUUGGAGCAAAAGUCACGAAUGAGUUUGUUCAUAUCAACAACUUGAAACUCAUCUGCAGAGCACAUCAGCUUGUGCAUGAAGGCUAUAAAUUUAUGUUUGACGAGAAGCUGGUCACAGUGUGGUCUGCUCCUAACUACUGCUAUCGCUGUGGAAACAUUGCUUCCAUCAUGGUCUUCAAAGAUGUCAAUACGAGAGAGCCAAAGUUAUUCCGGGCAGUUCCAGAUUCAGAACGUGUUAUUCCUCCCAGAACCACGACGCCGUAUUUCCUUUGAGGCCUUUGCCAUCCCGCUGGCCCACUUUUUGCCCUCUUUUACCCCAACUUUCUUGUACCCUCUACAAUAUACUUUUUAUUGAGCACUUUGCUGCUGAAAUGCUGCCUCUUGCCUUUUUUUUUUUUUUAAUUUUAAAUUAUCUAAAUUUAUUGUUUGUUAUGGUGUCAAUAGCAGUGUUUUUCUAUCAAUUUUGCCACUCAUCCCAUCCCCACCUUGGACUCGUUUGAGAAGACUUGAGAAAUGUCUUAAUACUCAUGUUGCUGCAUGUAGCUCUUGCAUAUUUGCUGUUCUGGGGAGACAGGAAGUGUUUCCCUUUUUAAAAAGCCAAUUGACAAUUUACAUGGAAAUCCUCCUCAUUUGUAUCAGCCAGCCUUCUGUUUUUGUUUGGUAGGGUUUAAGAAAUUUCAGCAGCAAAGUUGUCCAGUGGGCAGGAUGGACUGCAUAUGCCUGAGUCAUGUACCCUUGUCCCGGCUGUAAACUUCACUGUCCUUUGUUGGAUGAUAAUUUGAUGUUUUAAAGGGGUAUAAAAAUAAAUUGGUCUAAAGGGCUGCCCUCCUUGUUGUGUUUUUAAAUUUUAGUUUAAAACUGCUACAGCUAUGACUUUGUACAUUAAGAUAAUUGUACUGAUCUUUUUUCAGAUUUCUUGUAUUUUUUAAUAAAGUAAUCUUAAAACCCAGAUAGGUUAAGUGUUAGAAAUUUUAAGCAACUUACAUUGUUAGCUUAAAGUUACUUUUUUCUUUCUUUCUUCCUUUUUUUUUUUCCGUUUUCUCAAGAGUUUUUGACCCUUUGGUUGAGUCUAAAUUUUCAAUUGAAAUUCAAUAUUUUUUUAAAAAAAUCACUAAAUUGUGCCUAAAGAACAUAACUGCCAUAUUAAUGUUUUGAUUUCUAUCCUCUAUAGUAAUAGAAAAACAUUUAAUACUUGUAGCACUGACGUGUUGAUUAAAUACCAGUUGAGUAGAAUGUGCUUGAUACCAGUUUACACUGUCAUGAGAAUCAUCAAGUAAUCACAUGUACUUUUCAAUAGCAAGCAUUCUCUCACUGUAACCCUUGACCUUAACUUUUACAAACUAUUCAGUUUUAACUGCAACUUUAAAGGCUGAAAAAUCAGAACCCUUGUGUUUGUGAACUGUAAUCUGAAGCAGAUUAUUUAAAGUGUGGGAAGAAACAGACUGUCCUCUUGUGAACGUCUGUCAUACCAUAUUUCAGCUUUGUGUAAUUUGACUAUCUAAAGGGUUAUGAUGAUCAGUUCUUGAUAUGUAUUGUCCACUUAAUAAGGACAAGUAUAUCAUUAUCUCUUAUGACUGUGGUCAUAGAUGAUUUCGGGAUGUACCAUCUUGUGAAAUUGUUGGUAUCCCUUUAUGACUAUAAUUGUUUUUUGUCAUCCCAGGAAACCGUGUGAAGCCGAUUGAUAAAGCACUUUAGCAUCUGUUCAGGUAAUUUAAAAAACAAAAAACUUUUCCCCUUCAGGAUAAGAACUUCCAGGUUAUCUAAAAAUGCAAUAAAAAAAAAAUCUUAAUAGUUUAAGCUUCUUGGCAAAUAAUCUUUCAUCAGGGUUUCUUUUACUGAAUGAGCACAAUCUUAGUUUGAUUUUAUUUGUCCCUAACCACCCAGCUCCUUGUAUAGUUUUUAAUUGUGUAGCUCUAUGAAAGAAGUGGCUGAGGCAUUUGCAGCACACACUUGAACUAAUAGUGGGUCGGUAGCUUUGUCUUACUGCCCUAACCCCAGUGUAAUUCAGGUGGAAAGGUAUUUUUAUCUCACAGGAAUAUGUAGCUAUGUAUUUUACUUAAUUGCGAAACACUGGAAUUAAUGAUGCAGACAACGUGGUGUGGUGUUUUUUUUAACAGCUCUGCAGUAUUUUUUUGUUCUUGUUACCGUAAAUUGUAUUUAAGUGCUUGCCUUCCACUGCUUCUAAGUUGUAUCAGUAAAACCAGUUACUCUCAGUCGCCUUUCCACUUCACACUCCUUAGCUUAGUUGAUGUGGUUGUUUUCAUUCACCUUGAAAUGUGACUUAUUUUCAAGUCAUGGUGUACUAAACUUGUUUGUCACUAGCUGGGCAUGUGCCAAUAAUAUUCUGUCCAUUCCUUAACUGCCAUCUCUGUUUUGCCUGACUUUUCUUCAGCUGAUAAUGGCUUUAGGGCAUGGAAAAACUAGUUUUUACUAUUAGAUGUGUGAAGGAAAGAGAGUGAAUGUAUUGGACUUUGUAAGCCUGGAAAUAAUUUGGAUCCCACUACUAAACAAGGGCUAUGUAUUAUACAAGAGUAAUUGUGUGGUAGGAGAUACUUGCAAGCCAUUGAUCUGUAGGCGAGGGAAUUUGCUACUCCCUGUAUGUAGGCCGAAUGUAAAAUCCCUUAUGUUGUAUCAGUGGAGCUAAGAACUAUUUUUAUUUUCCUGUGAUAUACUUGGUUUCUAAUAAAGUGUCCGAGCCUCCAGUGAGAACUGUCUACUUUGAAUUGCCAUUUUCUCCCUCUCUUUAUUUGGCUGAAAGACUCUUGGCUAGCUUUCCAUAGGUCAAUGAAGAAUCUCAUUUCUUUAAAUGUGUUCACUCGGACGGGAUUCUAAAAAGCCUUGAUUACAUCUAAUAUGCAAUCUGUAUCAGCUCCUAUUCCAUCUGGAUGUCUAGAACUGUUGGAAGAUUUUGACAUCUUAAAUGCUAAGUUUUGCUUUUGAAAUAAGGUUCAAAAUGUUCAUUGCAUUUAAGAUCUGUGUGUGUUUGCUCUGUAACCCCAGCUCUGGGAGUUGAAAAAUGCCUGUACUGUGAAAGCCUGCCAUUGUCAGAUGUAGAAUCACUUUUGUCAGCUUUGAAAAUUGUGUACAAAGUUGAAGAGAUUUAACUACAAAUUUAUCUACAAGAAUCCAAUUUUUAAGUGUCAUUGUUUUUUAAAUGCUAAUGUUUGUAAAGCACCUCCAGUUCUUUGAAUGAAAGGUGCUACAUUCCCUCAGUGUCAAUUAAUAAAAAGAUUAUAGGAAGUUUGUGAAAAAUAA